This is a messenger RNA of Malaclemys terrapin pileata, 4790 nucleotides long. It is a transcript of the gene SNX9, whose product is annotated as sorting nexin 9. NCBI's taxonomy places the organism in Eukaryota, Metazoa, Chordata, Testudines, Emydidae. Bases 193 to 2070 code for a protein of 625 amino acids. The record is from RefSeq and is a predicted model, not a curated record. Gene Ontology annotation, molecular function: protein binding; phosphatidylinositol binding. Gene Ontology annotation, cellular component: plasma membrane; cytoplasmic vesicle. Gene Ontology annotation, biological process: cleavage furrow formation; intracellular protein transport; endosomal transport. The transcript has 19 exons.
CUCCUGCCCGCUCAGCGCGGCGGGUUUCUGCUGAGCAGCCAAACCGCCCCGGCAGCCAGAGGGGGCGGUGGCGGGACUUGUGACUGGGCGGCUCGGAGCAGCCGCCGCCCAGCCCGCGGCCCAGUAGCAGCGGAGCCGGGCCCGUCGCGGGGCAGGGGAGACGCGCGGCGGGAGCCCCGCGCCAGCAGCACCAUGGCCACCAAGGCUCGGGUGAUGUAUGACUUCGCUGCUGAACCUGGAAACAAUGAGCUGACAGUUAACGAAGGGGAGAUCAUCAUAAUUACCAAUCCGGACAUAGGUGGAGGUUGGUUGGAAGGAAAAAACAGCAAAGGAGAGAGGGGACUUGUUCCAACAGAUUAUGUUGAAAUUCUAACUGAAAGUGCAAAAGAUGGAUUUCCUUGUGGCAAUUCAGUAGCUGACCAAGCCUUUUUUGAUUCCCUCUCCUCAAGUACAGCUCAGAUCAACUCAGCUGCUAAAAACAAUAACCAGGUGGACUCUUUGGCACCUGUUGCUCAGACUGGUAAUCUGGAAAACCUUAGCCAGUCACCUCCUUCAACUCCUCCUACAAGACAGGUCAACAGUGCCCAAGACCCCUGGUCAAACUGGAAAUCUGGAAACGUGGACAAUGCAAAUUCUGGUGAUGGCUGGGCAACCAACCCUGAAAGUGCAGCGGGGCAGAAAAACACCACUUUGAACAACUGGGAGGGAGCAGCACAAUUUGGGCACCCACAGGCCUAUCAAGGCCCAGCGGCUGCUGAUGACGACGAUUGGGAUGAUGACUGGGAUGACCCAAAAUCAACGGCACCAUCUUACCUUGGCUAUAAGGAGAGUGAGUCUUCUGAGGCAGGGGGCCCACAGCGUGGAAAUACUCGUGCAGCUGCAAUGAAAUUACCACUUAACAAAUUCCCUGGAUUUGCAAAACCUGGAAUGGAACAGUAUCUGUUGGCAAAGCAGCUAGUAAAACCCAAAGAGAAAAUUUCCAUAAUUGUUGGCGAUUAUGGUCCUAUGUGGGUUUAUCCUACCUCUACGUUUGACUGUGUGGUGGCAGAUCCCAAAAAAGGUUCCAAAAUGUAUGGCUUGAAGAGCUACAUUGAAUAUCAGCUAACAUGUACUAACACUAAUCGAUCUGUCAACCACAGAUAUAAACACUUUGAUUGGUUAUAUGAGCGUCUCCUGGUUAAAUUUGGAUUUGCCAUUCCAAUCCCAUCUCUUCCCGACAAGCAAGUCACAGGGCGCUUUGAAGAAGAAUUUAUCAAAAUGCGCAUGGAGAGGCUGCAGGGUUGGAUGACCAGGAUGUGUCGUCAUCCGGUUGUUUCAGAAAGUGAAGUUUUUCAGCAGUUCCUCAAUUUCCGGGAUGAGAAGGAAUGGAAAACUGGGAAGAGGAAGGCAGAAAAAGAUGAGAUUGUGGGAGUAAUGAUCUUUUCUACUAUGGAACCUGAAGCUCCUGACUUGGACAUGAUAGAAAUAGAACAGAAAUGUGAUGCAGUAGGCAGAUUCACCAAAUCCAUGGAUGAUGGAGUCAAAGAGUUAUUGACAGUGGGACAAGAACACUGGAAGCGUUGUACUGGACCAUUACCCAAGGAAUAUCAGAAGAUAGGAAAAGCCUUACAGAGUCUGGCACUGGUUUUCAGCACCAGUGGUUACAAAGGAGAAUCUGAUCUCAAUGAAGCAAUAACAGAAGCAGGAAAAACAUAUGAAGAAAUUGCCAGUCUCGUGGCAGAACAGCCAAGGAAAGAUCUCCAUUUUCUGAUGGAAACUAAUCACGAAUACAAGGGAUUUCUCGGUUGCUUCCCUGACAUUAUAGGAGCUCACAAGGGAGCAAUAGAAAAAGUGAAGGAAAGCGAUAAAUUAGUCGCAACCAGUAAAAUAACACCACAGGAUAAGCAGAACAUGGUGAAGCGUGUAAGCACCAUGGCUUAUGCAUUACAAGCGGAGAUGAAUCAUUUCCACAGUAACCGGAUUUAUGACUACAAUAACGUGAUCCGCUUGUACCUGGAACAGCAGGCGCAGUUUUAUGAAACGAUUGCACAAAAGCUGAGGCAGGCACUUGGCCGCUUUCCGGUGAUGUAGAAAUAAACUGGGAUGGCUAAUGAAGAACAACUCCAAAGUGCUUUUCUGAUUUGGGGGCAAUGCGACUAAAAAGUUUGUCUUUGUCAUCCAAGAAACCAAAAAACACCACACCAAAAGGAAAAAAAUCUGAAUUGCAAAAAAGUUAAAAUAAUUUAAGAUGUUUACUUUUAUCCAUCUUAGUCUUUGCCAUCCAAAAAAACCAAACAAACAAAAUCUGAAUUGCAAAAAGAGUGACAAUAAUUUGAUGUUUACUUCUUCAGCCUAAAUGCACCAGUUGUUUAGGUCUAUAUUUAUCUUGAACACUCUCCCUCCAUAGCUAUCUUUUAAACAAAAGCUGUCUCUUGCUGGAAAGUGCUUUCAAUUGUAGGGAUUGAAAUUGUCAAACUAUUCUGUGUUGCCAUGGAUUACAAACCGAUUCAUGGUUUGUCAUAAAUUCUUCCAGUUUGCUCUUAACUAGUGUCAGAUGACGAGGUAUUUUUUCAUUUUAAAAAAGUGAAUACGCCAGAAAAAGAUGUUUUUUAUAUUUUUUAUUUUCCUUAUAUACCAUUCAGCCUUUUGUUGGGAUUCUUUUCAGCAGUUAUAUAAAGUUUGUGUAUGUUUCAGUUGCACACAAGAUAAACUCUUAAUUGUUUUGUUUGGUGUUGCUCUAUAUGGUUGUGCUUUCCAACAUGUACUUCCAGCACACAGUCUCCAUAACAUGCUGGCUGGUAAAUUGUUCACUUUUUUCCAUAAUUACUUAAUAUUCCAUUCUUGUGGAACAAAGCCUUAGAGCUCGUAUGUGUGUUGGGCUCUCCCUCCCUUCCUGGCCAUGCACUGUGCAAAGAAGAGACAUUAACCAAGGAAAGAGCCAUUCCAGGAAACUGGAAAAAUAUUCUUUCACACCAGCAGUCUGACCACAUUAAAUAUUAUGCAGCAAUGGGCUACCUCUAAUAGGGUACUCAGUGCUGUGUCCUGGCCGUCAUUCUCCCCUUUGCCCUACAGAAGUCAGAGUAUCCGCAGAGAUUACACUUCCAGUCACUUUUGACCCCAAGUGACAGGAGUCCCCAGAUUACUACCCAACUCAGGUUUUCACAUAGUAGCAUAACAUGCUACUAGCUCCCAUUCAGAUUAAAAAAAAAAAAAAAGACACUAAAAAAGAAAGGGAAAAAAAAAAAUUUGAGUGCAAACUGAAGCGUGACCUCUGAGAUGUUGAAUAAAAUCCAGGAUGUAUGGCAAGUAAGUUAUUAAAAAAUAAUAUUGUAGUUGUAAAUGAAGUAUGGUGUUCACAGCACAUGAAAGGCACAGUUAUUGUCUUUACUAGCAAAGUGCCACUAAACAACUAGACUUUAGGCAAACUUAUAUAUAGUUACCAUCCAGUAUUUCACUUAAUGCCACAAGCAAGCCAGGAUGCCAAACUGCAGCUUUUGCUAAAAUCUUCCCUCAAAUAUAAACAACUUAAGGAAUAAUUUAUUUUACCCACAAAGCCAUGUUAAGUGACGGGUACAUUCUGUUGGUUCUAUUGUUGCCUUACUCUGUUGUGUAUUGCUGUUAUUUUUGUGAAAUAUUUUUACAAUAAAAAAAAUCUGGAUCUGCCUGAAUAACAUGAAACAAACAAAAAAUCACUAAGCCUGAGUCCAGAUGCUCCUUAGUGGCACCGGUUUUGUUCAUAUUUUAUAAAUACUUUUUGUUUUCCCUCAAUUUAGUUUUCUUCCAAAUUCCAUAGAGCAGUGUUUGAUACAGCCAUUUAAAUAUAUGUACAAAUUGUAAAGAAUGUGUAUAAAUGUUUUACACCAAAUGUAAGAUCUUUCCUGCAUGUAGAAGCAACUUAUAAAAUAAAUUGUUACGAUGUACAGUAAAUUCUGAAAGCACCUUUUCAAAGCAACAUUUUUUCAGCCUUUGAAUAUUCACUUUGCUGUGAGGAAAGUUCUUUGUAACUGGGUCUUAGCUGGGAGGAUUUCUUUUUACCAAGCUUUGAGCUGACCCUGAUGGACUAAGUUGCAGGUUUUGAAUCUUUUACUGGACAUGGUUUGGGAAUCUCUGCAUAAGGUGUGCAUUUCCAGUGUGGGGAAGCUGUGUUUGUAGCACCUAUGUCAGACAUAUAAAACUAUUUAAAACAAGCAAAGCUGUUUCAGUUUUAGAAAAUAAUAAAUUCUUUAGACUAAUAUAUAUUUAUGUAUACCCGUAAGACUGUUUUCUUAAGAUCAUACAGCUUCUUAACUUGAAGAUGUAGUGUGAGGUGCAAAUGUGUCCUACAUUGCUUUGCUUCAUCAGAUUAUGGAACCUGGCCAGCAGAGGAAAGAAAAAGCAUCCUUACUACUUACAUAAAGAAUGUAGGAGAGAAGGCAAAUACCAUACUGCUCAAUUCUGCUGCCUGUGAGUUAAAAAAAAAAUCAAGAAGUAUCUUGAUAUUGCUAGAGGAAGGUGGGUCCAUGAGAAGAAAGUGGUCUAUGGCGUGAAAAUGUUGGCAGGUUCUUGGCUUAAUUAAAGGGGAAGUGAGGAGAUCAUUCAGUUAGUGGCAGGGAUUUGGAGAGCACAGCAGUGCAAGAUUUUCCUAGCUGUAAUACUAACACUCACCACUCCCACCUAGCAAUAAAAUGUGAGAAGAGUACAUUGCUGUGCAAUCAUUGCACAUGUUAUGUAGUAGGAUGAGGCUGAAUGAUACCCACAAAAGUUCAAAAAUGCAUUUCUUGGCAUAUUAUGUUUGUUUUCCUAUAUUUAAUAAAUGUCCUAUCAAACACUGA